CACACACACACACACACACACAGGCUCCUGUCCCACGUCAACACACACCAUGUCCUCCAGUCGUCCUGCGGCCCACUUUGCCGAUCUUCCUGCCGAGCGCGUCAGCACUCUAGCUUCGCACCUGGCCCAGCCUGCCCGGCUGCCUGCCCCUGCGCGUGCCCCGGCCCAUCCGGACGAUGUGGUCAUCGUGAGCGCCGUGCGCACACCAAUCACCCGGGCUCGCAAGGGAAUGCUGAAGGACGCUUUCGCUGAGCAGAUGCUGGCCGCCGCUCUGGCCGGCUGCCUGGAGCGCUCGGGCUUGUCGCGCGAUCGUGUGCAUCUGGUGCAGGACAUCCAAGUCGGGACGGUCCUGCCUCCCGGUGGCGGGGCCACGGCCGCCCGGCAGGCGGCCCUCUACGCCGGGUUCCCCGUGUCCACCUCGGUGGCAACAUGUAAUCGCCAGUGCGCCAGUGGCCUGCAGGCCGUGGCCAACAUCGCAGCGGCCAUUCGCUCGGGCUUCAUCGACAUCGGCAUCGGUGCCGGUGUCGAGUCCAUGACCAUGCACUAUGGUCCUGGGGCCAUGCAGGAGUUUUGGGAGGGCGGCUUCGAUAGCUGUCCGCAGGCCGAGGACACUACCCUGCCGAUGGGCGAUACAUCGGAGAAUGUGGCCCGGGACUUCAACGUUUCCCGCCAAGAGCAAGACCGCUUUGCGUUGGCGUCACACCAGCGUGCCGCGGCGGCCCAAGCAGCCGGCCUCUUCCGGCAGGAGAUUGUCCCCGUCAUCUUCCAGGAUGCCAGUGGCCAAAAGGUCACCGUCUCUCAGGAUGAUGGCAUUCGCGGUGACACGACGGCCGCGGCGCUGGCCGCCCUGCGGCCGGCCUUCGCCGAGGAUGGAACCACCACCGCCGGGAACUCCUCGCAGGUGAGCGAUGGCGCGGCGGCCGUCAUGCUGGCCCGGCGCAGGGUCGCCAUCAAGAUCGGCCUGCCGAUCCUGGCCCGAUUCAUUGCCUUCCGCACGGUCGGUGUCGAGCCGCGCAUCAUGGGGAUCGGCCCCGUGGCUGCCAUUCCGGCGGUCUUGAAGCAGGCCGGCUUGAAUAAGGAUGACAUCGACAUCUACGAGAUCAAUGAGGCCUUUGCCUCGCAGGCGUGCUACACGGUGCGCGAGCUCCGUCUCAAUCCGGACAAGGUCAAUCCUCUGGGCGGUGCCAUUGCCCUGGGGCAUCCGCUUGGCUGCACUGGCGCCCGGCAAAUCGCCACCCUCCUGCCUCAGCUCCAGGCCCGGCGCCUGCGCUUCGGAUGCACGUCCAUGUGCGUGGGUACCGGCAUGGGCGCGGCCGCGGUCAUCGAGAAUGAGCUCCUGUGAGGAGGAGCACGAGGGGUUGCCCCAUGUUGGCAGAAAAGGCCACCAGGCAAACCGACCCCCCCCCCCCCCUCCCGC
Messenger RNA from Fonticula alba, 1417 nucleotides. RefSeq lists its product as hypothetical. The transcript is spliced from 4 exons. Gene Ontology annotation, biological process: phenylacetate catabolic process; fatty acid beta-oxidation. The record is from RefSeq and is a predicted model, not a curated record. NCBI's taxonomy places the organism in Eukaryota, Rotosphaerida, Fonticulaceae. Gene Ontology annotation, cellular component: peroxisome. The coding region runs from base 50 to 1342 and encodes 430 amino acids. Gene Ontology annotation, molecular function: acetyl-CoA C-acyltransferase activity.